Molecule: messenger RNA, 533 nt
Organism: Gossypium arboreum
Lineage: Eukaryota; Viridiplantae; Streptophyta; Magnoliopsida; Malvales; Malvaceae
Product: 60S ribosomal protein L29-1
Exons: 3
Coding region: 160-345 (61 amino acids)
Biological process (GO): cytoplasmic translation
Cellular component (GO): cytosolic large ribosomal subunit; ribosome
Molecular function (GO): structural constituent of ribosome
Source: RefSeq, a predicted model, not a curated record
AAGGCCGAAAUCCACAAAUUGGUGCAUUUUCAAUUUUUCAUCAACAUCAAUAAUAAUUAGGGUUUCAAAUUUUCUCCAAAUAAAAAGGGCAAAACUAUUCUUUUCCUCUCCUCCCCCAAAAGCCCUAGUCAGAGCCGCAUCUUCUUCUUAGCCUCAGAAAUGGCGAAGUCAAAGAACCACACUGCCCACAACCAAUCUUACAAGGCUCACAAGAAUGGCAUCAAGAAACCCAAGAGGCACCGCCACACUUCCACCAAAGGGAUGGAUCCCAAGUUCUUGAGGAACCAGAGGUAUGCAAGGAAGCACAACAAGAAGAGCGGUGAGUCUGCCACUGAAGAAGAGUAAAUUUUUAAUGGCAAAAGAUCUAGCUUUGAUUAGUGUUUUCUAAUUGUUGUUUUUCCCCCGAUGGAAUUGAGUGUUCGUUUACUAUAAUCACCUUAGUUGAAAUGUUAUUUUGGGAUUGUUGAAUCUCAUUUUCAAAAGAGAUUUGAAGCUGUGAGCUUAUUAAUAUUAAGAACAUGUUUUGAGCUUAA